Messenger RNA from Heterocephalus glaber (naked mole-rat), 896 nucleotides. It is a transcript of the gene Pigx, whose product is annotated as phosphatidylinositol glycan anchor biosynthesis class X. The record is from RefSeq and is a predicted model, not a curated record. NCBI's taxonomy places the organism in Eukaryota, Metazoa, Chordata, Mammalia, Rodentia, Bathyergidae. Gene Ontology annotation, biological process: GPI anchor biosynthetic process. Gene Ontology annotation, cellular component: endoplasmic reticulum membrane.
AUGCUCGCGCCACUCCUCGGCGCGACAACAGGCUCACUCUUGCGUCCACAGCUCGUCCCGCACGCCCUUCCCGGGCGUCCAGCUUCCGGCGUCCUGGCUGCCCCAGCCUUGGCCUGGCUGCUCGUCGCAGCGGCUGGGCUCACGCGCGCGCUCACCGCGGGCUUCGAUGACGCCCCCUCAGGCUCCGGCAUAAGAGCCACUUGUCCCGAAAUCAUUUUGAGACAAGAAGUUUUGAAAGAUGGUUUCCACAGAGACCUUUUAAUAAAAGUGAAGUUUGGAGAAGGUACUGAGGACUUACAGACCUGCCGACUCUUAAUUAAACAGUCCAUCCCCACAGGACUUUUUGUGGAUCCAUACGAGUUGGCUUCAUUCCAAGAGAAAAACAUAACAGAGGCAGUGAUGGUUUCAGAAAAUUUUAAUAUAGAAACUCCCAGCUAUUUGUCCAAGGAAUCUGAAGUUCUCAUUUAUGCCCGACAAGAUGCACGGUGUGCUGACUGUUUCCAGGCCUUUUUGCCUGUGCACUAUCGCUACCACCGGCCGCACAGUGAGGAUGCAGAAACCUUGAUAGUGGUCGGUAACCCAGAUCUGUUGAUGUCCUGUGACCAAGAGUUCCCGGUGUUGAGCUGCUGGGCCCAAUCCGAGGUGGCAGCUCCUUGUGCUCUGAAGAGUAAGAACGUCUGCCAGUGGAGCUGCCUGAAGUACCAACCAAUACAUAAGAAUGUGACCCUACACGUUCCAGUGGGACUGAGUAUACACAGCUCUUUAGUAUGUUCUGUGACUCUGCUCAUUACAAUCCUGUGUUCUACUUCGAUUCUUGUAGCUGUUUUCAAAUAUGGGAAUUUUUCUCUAUAAUUUUUAUGCAGCAAAUUUUUAAAUAAAACUAAGACUUAAUCAUU